UGUACAUGUACAUGUAGCCCCAUGUCGGUCAGUGUAGCUAAAGUCAGAUUCAAAGUGGUCGGUUGCACCAGUUGGGAGGACGGCUACCAUCCCAAGAGCAUGGAGGAAAUGCAUCCUUUCGUGACUGGCUGGAAGUCAGAGAGGUACUGCCCUUACCCACAGCAGUUUGUAGUCUGCCUCAGAUCCAAAGCAAGAAUACGUAAAAUACAACUACUUUCUCACGAGUACAUGAUCGCUUCUAAAAUCGAGUUAUUUGUUGGUAGAAGCUCAAUACAGGGACAGCAGGCAAAUAGCUUACUUAAUAUUCAGUACACGAGAUUGGGAUAUGUAUCACUCUCUGCUAAUGAUGCGACCAAUUACAAAUCGAGAGAAAUGAAGUCGAUCAACAUUGAUGCAGAGGGACAGUAUCUUAAACUAGUCCUUCAUACUAAUCACGUGAACCAACUGAACUUGUUUAAUCAGGUAUCUGUUUUAGCUCUUAACAUUCUGGGACAUGAUCCACAAUCACACAUUACCAAAUCACAAAGCAUUAAAGUGACAGGAAGGCAGCCACCAGUGCACGUGUCUACUAUCAAUGAUCUUAGUUUCGAUAUGACACUGGAUCCAUCUUCUGCAAGGCUUAUAAAGCAGCUUGAAGCACAAAAGCAGCAAGCAAUUGAGAGGGACCAAUUUGAGCUAGCUAAAGCACUAAAAGAAGCCAUCAAUGAAAUGAUCAAAGUUGGCCAGGUUUUGUGUCAUUAUGAACGAGAAAAGAGACAAGCUAUUGAAAGAGAAGACUUUGAUGAAGCCAAAAAAUGGAAGUCUGAAAAGGACAGCAUUGAGAUUCAGUUAAAAGAAAGACUAAAUUUCGAGCAAUUGUUAAGAGGAGAGAUCCCAAUAGUCAGAGAGCAAGGAAGAAAAGAUAAGAAAGUUCAUUACGUACCAGAAGAACUGACUAGAGAUACUUCUACACGUCAAAGCAACUUGCCUUCAUUGUCAUCUGGUCAGCAUUUACCUUCAGAGCCUCCUCCUCCUGUAAAUCAACCAAUAGAUAUAGAGCUACCACAUAUAAAUACUUCUCAGCAGCAGAGCAACUAUAGUGAAUAUCCCAAUGAAGAUGCAGAGAUGCCACCCUCUCAGCCUGAGCCACUCACUGAUGCACAGUUAAACGAGGCUGCAGUUGCUGUCCAGGUUUUUGGUGAUGUCACGGUUGCUAAAGUCUUUUCAAAGCUGUAUCACCUAAGAGAGCAAGGACUCACUGAUGUUCUAGACAUUAUGAAGAAAGAGACUAGUUUCAGUAGAAGUGAAAUGACCAAAGCAUUGUGUCAAAUACUGCGUAGGGGAUUCAGUGAUAAAGUACUAACAUCAUUUAACAUAGCAAUUGACAUCUUGAAAGAGCUAAUGGGAGAAUAUGCAAAGCGUCACAGAUUAUCAAGCUCUGAUCUAGUGACGGUCCUGGACAAGAUUCUCCCAGUAGUGAUGAAUAGAUUUGCUGACACUAAUACAAGAAUACAGUCAUCUUCUAUGAGAGCAAUACUUGAUCUUGCUGCUAUACCUGAAGUGAAGCCUUUGCUGGGGCAUUAUCUCUUAAGGCCUUUAGCCCAAGACAAGACUAAGAGUUUAGACGAUGGAAGCAAGCUGACAAUAUCAAUGGAGACUCAGGCUAGAACUGUCACUUGGCGCUAUGCGAAAGGAAGGGUAGAGGUCUUGCAAGCAUUUCUGGAGGUAGUCGAUCUAGGAACAGCACAUAUGACGAUUCCUAAAAUAAUGGAAUUUGUGAAUAUUUCCUUGCAACACAAUCACGCUAAAGUGAGAGAAGCUGCAGCACAACUGACUGUCUAUUUAUAUAAAGGGUAUCGGGAUGGGACAAUACGUGAGCUGUUGCCAGUGAGCAGUAGUGACCACAUUGCAAUGAAGAAUAUAUUUUGGAGGACACUGUUCCAUCAGCUCGAUGAAAUUGAUGGCAUUGUACACAUUGCAGGACAAGAAAGUUUUGAAAAAGCAAAGAAAAUGAAACAAAAAAGACUCAACAACUUGAAAGGUGAAUUGGAUGCUUUGAGGAGCCUUGCUCAAGCUACUGGUCAAUUGCCAGCAUCAGAAGACAGUGAGGAAAUAGCAACAGUCGCUGCACAGACUAGAGUUAUUGAUUCUGCUACUAUUGAACAGACGUGUCCUUUUUGCAAGAGCAGUAGGCCAGAGUUUAAUGUGAAAGCUCACAUGGAUGAGCAUUAUGCUGCUGAGUGCCCCAUGUUACUACAGUGCAAGAAAUGCACACAAGUAGUAGAGAUUAAGAAUUAUGGUGCACACAUGUUGAACGACUGCAGCAGUCAGACUGAGAUGGCAGAGUGCCCCAAAUGUCACGAAGUGUUUGGUAAAACUCAACUAGAAUCACACAUGAAAGGCUCAAGAUGUACUGCUCCACCAGAUGAUCAUGUAAAGUGUCCACUUUGUCACACUAAUGUUCAAAAUAAUGACGAAAGCUGGCACAAUCACUUGAUGAGUGUAUCCUCAGGCUGUACUAAAAAUCCUCGCAGAAAAAGACGUAGGCCAGGUCAGCAACAUGUUUCUGUUACUAAAGCUUCUGAAGGUGUUACAGUAAUACCAAGAUAAAAAAGAAUUAUUGAUAUAAUUAUUAUUGAUGUUGCUGUACCAUAACAAUCAAAUUAUUGAGUAGUUUUUAUUUUAAAAAUGAAUAAUUAUACGUUUUGUUUGUACUCAUUAUUAAAGACUGUUUACUGCUUUGCGUAGCAUCUACGUAA
Amphimedon queenslandica is the source of this 2738-nucleotide messenger RNA. RefSeq names its product centrosomal protein of 104 kDa-like. Gene Ontology annotation, cellular component: cilium. NCBI's taxonomy places the organism in Eukaryota, Metazoa, Porifera, Demospongiae, Haplosclerida, Niphatidae. Gene Ontology annotation, molecular function: protein binding. The coding region runs from base 22 to 2589 and encodes 855 amino acids. The transcript is spliced from 31 exons. The record is from RefSeq and is a predicted model, not a curated record.